Messenger RNA from Durio zibethinus, 2095 nucleotides. RefSeq names its product Putative methyltransferase family protein. Lineage: Eukaryota; Viridiplantae; Streptophyta; Magnoliopsida; Malvales; Malvaceae. Gene Ontology annotation, cellular component: cytoplasm; nucleus. The record is from RefSeq and is a predicted model, not a curated record.
UUGGGCCGUUGGCGAUUUAAGACGCAACGUUUCGGAAGAGUUUAUAUAUCAUACCUUCUUUAAAUCGAUAAAUAGGAGCCGAUAUGAGAAGAAACGACGACGAUGACGACGACAGCGGAGAUGGAGAAGGCGAGGAGCUUACCGAUGAGAAAAUGGCGACUAUAUCUCGUCACUCUUUCUUCGAUUCGGAGAAAAUCGCCUUCUCUAUAUCGAUAAUUGAGAAUAUGAAAGAAGACUAUGGGUUGUUCGUGUGGCCUUGUAGUAUCGUCUUGGCUGAGUAUGUUUGGCAACGGAGAUUGCGCUUUUCCGGGAAUAGUGUAGUCGAGCUUGGUGCCGGAACUUGCUUACCUGGAUUGGUAGCUGCCAAAGUCGGCUCCAAUGUUACCCUUACUGAUGAUGCAAAUAGAUCGGAGGUGCUGGACAACAUGGAAAAAGUGUGUGAUCUAAAUAAACUGAAGUGUAAAGUUUUAGGACUAACAUGGGGAGUUUGGGAUGUAGCCAUAUUUAGUUUACAUCCAAAAAUUAUUCUUGGCGCUGAUGUCCUUUAUGAUGCGCGUGCCUUUGAUGACCUCUUUGCUACUGUGGCAUUUCUGCUCCAAAGGAACCCAGGCUCAGUUUUCAUAACAACUUAUCAUAAUCGAAGUGGCCAUCAUCUUAUUGAGUUCCUAAUGGUCAAAUGGGGACUCAAGUGUGUGAAGCUUCUUGAUGGUUUUUCGUUAUUGCCAUCUGAUAAGGCAGCUAGGCUUAGUGGAAACAUUCAAUUAGCAGAAAUUGUGUUGAAUCACUAGCAGAUUGAGGAAACUUCUUGCACUGGUGCCAGAUGAUUAUGUGGUUUAAUUCACUUAUAUAUGUGUUGAUUUAUACUGCUCUUAGUAGCAGAAAUGAACCAUGCCUGCAUAGACAAACUCAAGUUUAGUAAGAUUGUAACAUUGUAAAAUUGUUGAAAAUUAAUUCGAUUUAUGUUUAUUGUUAGUUAGAAAAUGGCUUGCGAGAUGUAGCUUGCCAGUUUUACUCUGGAUAUGUCAACAACUCGUUUUGAUGCAUAUAGCCAGUUUUACUUUUGCAUUAGAUAAGGUCGAAGUCUCUUGUUUCUGUUCAUCUAUAUUUCAUCAAUGAAAGUCCCAUCUUUAAAGUAGGCUUUGCAUGUCAAGGACCUUUUAGGUCAAGCUGGCUUUUUUCGUUUGAUGAUCUAAAUUGUUUAGAAUUAUGUUGGGCCUGAAGAUGCUAGAAGAGGGAACUAUUUAAUCUUUUUUGUGCUUUCCUAGAUUAUUCUUUCAGUAGCAUGUUAUUGAACUAUUUGUAGCUCAAACAUGAAAGUGUUUGGAAGUAGAGCAGUGAGUAGCUUCUUAUUUAAUAGUUUACUUAUUCACUCAGAAGGCGAGUAUGUUGUUCUCACAGCAGGACGCGGUCCAGCCUAAACUGGGCAAAUGAAGUAUAGUAAACCUAAAGCUAGUUUCUUAAGAUCUCUAUAAAGCCUCAACUUAUCACAAUAACGUAGUUGUGCUUCUUUAGCUAUAAAUUCUAGAGACAGUUUCUCUUGGUCUCCAUUGAGGCUACUCAUUUUGAUCAUAGAGUUACAAAAGCCUUAUCUAAAGUUUGCUUUUAACUGGCAAACUUGUAUAUCAAAUUUUUGGUUUCCUCGGAUUUGUGAGAAGAGCUUGGUCAGAAGAAAACAGGGUUUUGCCAUGAAGGAUCAACUUGUAGUAGGUGUUAUCAAAAGUUGUUGAAGAAGGAACCAUUGUUGCUCCAGCAUUCUUUGCCUUGUUAUUGAUCGGCAAACACUCCUUAAGCUUUGCUGCAAAUGUACGAGGGAUGCAUUGUAGGGGUCGAUGUCGUGCGUUGCAUUCAAGUAGCGGAUUCUAUUCUCAAAGGACGAACAUAGCAUACAAUUUGUGAUGCCCAUAGGCUAUGUAGGUUGGGUUGGGUUCAGGUAAACAUUAUUGAGUUGAUACUAUUUGACAACCUAUGCAGUGUGACCGGAAGUUUUAAACUUUACAAACAAUAGUAGAAUAUUGAUGCAUGUAUAACAUAAUGAUAUAAAUAUAUCUUAAUCUGAAAAUUAAAAAAAAUUACAUAUAUCAAGAUUUAAAUUUUG